Salvia splendens (bonfire salvia) is the source of this 957-nucleotide messenger RNA. RefSeq lists its product as uncharacterized. Bases 1 to 957 code for a protein of 318 amino acids. Lineage: Eukaryota; Viridiplantae; Streptophyta; Magnoliopsida; Lamiales; Lamiaceae. The transcript has a single exon. The record is from RefSeq and is a predicted model, not a curated record.
AUGAAGGCUUCAAUCAAAUUUAGGGAUGAGCAGACGCCAUUGCUCAGAGCUAAAAUCCCACUCAAUAUUAUGAAUUUCCCCUUUCAGUCCGGCGUUUCUGCUGGCGAUUCGAAAGACUUAUCCCUAAACCUUAGAACUUUUCUCGAUUGCGGCCCCUCUAUCAAAUUUUCCUACCGCCCAAAUGAUUCGCAAAAGCCUUUCAGCUUCGUUUUCAAAACCGGGAUCUGGCAUUUCGGCUCGCCCAGUAAAAGCCCUCUCGUGAUGAGCGCCGAGUUCAAUUUAGUCGGGAACCAAAACCCUACAUUCUUCAUCCACUUCAAGCCCGAUUUGGGCGAUUUCUCGCUGAAGAAGUCACACUCGUCGGCCUCCGUGAAGAAUCUGGGCGAGAAAUUGAACGCCGGCCGCGAGGAUUUCGUGGAUGGCAACAAUUUUAACGGGAACGGAUUCUUCCCGGCGGCGGAGUCGAAGAAGGCGGGGAUAGUGGUGGACGGGCUGCUGAAGGGCGCUGAGCUCACCGCGAGGACGUCGGUUUCGCUGCGCGAUUUCGCGAUGGUGAAUCUCAGGUGGGGGUUUAGGGUUCCGCCGCGGGAGGCGGCAGAGGAUAUGGAUGCGGUGGUGGUGUCGAAGGCUGGUGAUCGGAUGGCUGGGAUUAGACUACCGUACUUGGUGAUGGAUAAAAUCGGGAUUGAACAAGUGGCUAGAGCCGAUUCGAAGAAGGAGAAAUUGGGUCCCGCGUACAAUGACGUGGCUGAGGCGUGUUUGGGAGUGAAGAAGCAGCUUGAGGUGAUUCAAGCUGAGAAUGGGCUGCUGAGCAGGGCUUUGAUUGACUUGAGAUCUGACGUGGCAGCCGGAAAAAUGAAUGUAUUCUCCGAUCACCACCUGAGCAAGUAUGCCGGAGGCGCCGCCGAUGGGAGAGGCGAUAGUGAUAAGACUUCAAUAGAGAAGGAGGCAUUUUGA